AUACCUUUCCCUCCUUCUGAGUCCUUACCUUACCCAAUUUUUUCUUUUUCCCUUAUUUGUUUUCUCUCGAAAUUUGCCCAUAACGUUCUCUUUGUACCUCAUCUUAUCCUGCACACACCCCCCCUCCCUCCCUUCCUAUAAGAUUUAUUUGCGUAGCAUUCACCAUCACAAUCAAUCUUCUUUAUCCACUCUCUCUUAAUUAAAUUAAAACAAAAAAUGUGCGCUGCCAUAUCCGAAGUGGAACAAGAAGAGUUGCUCGAAAAAUUGGAGGUGUUCAAGAUCAAAGGCAGGGACAAGCAUGGCCGCAAGAUCCUUCGCAUUAUCGCCAAAUUCUUCCCAGCACGGUUGGUGAGUGUUGAGGUUCUGAAAAAGUACCUGGAGGAGAGGGUUUUCCCGAAGCUGAUGGGGAAGAGGAAAUUCGCGGUGCUGUACGUGCACACCGGCGUCCAGAGGAGCGAGAAUUUUCCCGGAAUCUCCGGUCUCCGGUGGAUCUACGACGCGAUUCCGGCGAACGUGAAGGAGAAUCUCGAAGCCGUUUAUUUUAUUCACCCGGGCUUGCAGGCCCGCCUUUUCCUCGCUACAUUCGGCCGCUUCCUCUUUAACGCUGGGCUGUAUGGAAAGCUGAGGUACGUAAGCAGGGUUGAUUAUCUGUGGGAGAGUGUGAGGAGGAACGAGGUGGAAAUUCCGGAGUUUGUGUUUGAUCACGACGAGGAUUUGGAUUACCGUCCGAUGAUGGAUUACGGAUUGGAGAGCGAUCACGCUAGAGUGUACGGUGGUGCUCCAACCAUGGAUUCACCCGUCACCACCUACUCCAUGAGGUGCAUCUCAUAGGAUUCCAGGAGAUUCAUUAAUCCUCUGCGCUUCUUGUUUUUGUGCGUUAGGUAGACUGGGGUCCCUGUUAGUUAAAUGGGCCCAUAGCUAUGUGGUUGUUGAUAUUGUGCAGAAAGAAAAGGUUAAAAAAAAAAAGAAGAAGAAAAAAUAGUCGUUUUUUUUAGGUCUUGCUAAUGUGUUAAUACUUAUCCAAUAGCGUUUUCAGUUUUGGUUGGAUGAUUCAGUUCAGUGAUGAUAUUUUAAAAAGAAUUCCACCGGCUGAUUCUUCUGAUA
Messenger RNA from Glycine soja, 1104 nucleotides. Its product is annotated as ganglioside-induced differentiation-associated protein 2-like. The transcript is spliced from 3 exons. NCBI's taxonomy places the organism in Eukaryota, Viridiplantae, Streptophyta, Magnoliopsida, Fabales, Fabaceae. The coding region runs from base 217 to 831 and encodes 204 amino acids. The record is from RefSeq and is a predicted model, not a curated record.